GAAAUUAGUCUUGGCGGGACCUCUUUAAGAUCCAGCACCCUCUCGCCUUUGUCGCUCCCCCACUUUUCUUCAAAAGGACCUUCUGUGUACACUAGGUCUCUUCCCCUCUGUUCGGUCGGUCAUACACACCAUGGAGUCGGGGGUCUACGUCCUUCCUCCUAGCCAGGACGCCGGGCCCUCCCGCCGGCUGACCCGCUGCUCUCAGGUGCGACCGGCAACCAUCUUCGUGCCGCAGGACCGCACCCUGUCCCCCGAAGAGCACUUCCCCUUGCAGACCAUCUCCGCGCCCGGCCGCCCCCCCUUCCCGCGCUUCAUCAAUCGCUUCGAUAGCCGCGAGAUCCUGCUCGUCAUCGACGGCUCCUGUGUCAACAACGGCCGCCACGCCGACCCACAGCGAGACCCCGUCGGCGGCUGCGCCUUCAUCUUCAAAGGCUCCUCCUCCUCCUCCCCUCCAUCUUCCACCAGACAGCCAGCCGCAGGCAGCAUCGCCUUCCGGCUGGAGCGCCGGGGCCCGCGCGGCGACGCGGCGCCGCACACGUCCAACCGCGCCAAGCUGCGGGCCGUGAUCGCGGCGCUGCAGUUCCGCGCCUGGGCCGGCGAGGGCUGGCGGCGCGUCGUCGUGCUCACCGACCUCGAGUACAUCGUCUGGGGCGCCACCCGGUGGCUGCCGCGGUGGGUGGCGCGGCGGUGGCGCAAGCCGCCGUCAUCGCCGUCGUCGUCGUCGUCGCGGCGCGGGAACGGAGGAGGCUGGCGCGGGUACGGGUGCCGCGGCUGCUACAGGAACCGGGACCUGUGGGAGGAGCUGCAGGCGAGGAUCGAGGAGCUGUGGGCUCACGGGUGUGAGGUGUCGUUUUGGUUGGUGAGGGGCGUGGGCCAGGGGGGAAGGGGAGGAGGAGACGGGGUGAUUGCGCGGGCGAAGGAGGCGGCCAGGAGGGCGGCGAGGUCGGGGCCUGUGGAGGAGGUGGAGAUGUUUACGAAGUUGUGUGGGAUUAUGGUGUGAGGGCUGGUAGGGCGGGCUUGUCUGGCAGCCGGGGAUGGCAGCUGCCCUCCAUGUAGGACUGCCCUCUAUGUAGGAAUCCUGAACUGCGAGACACCUGACAGUUGCGGGAAGCGACUGCCUGCUUGUCGAGGCCUGAUUCCGCAACCAAAACCCCCGAGGACAAACAAAAUACGAGAUCCUCUGCAGGUAGGGAAACGCGGAACCGGCACAGAUAGCUCCCAACAUUCGUGUGCUGUUAACAUGGGCCUGGAUAAGUGAAUG
Molecule: messenger RNA, 1261 nt
Organism: Thermothielavioides terrestris NRRL 8126
Lineage: Eukaryota; Fungi; Ascomycota; Sordariomycetes; Sordariales; Chaetomiaceae
Exons: 1
Coding region: 131-1000 (289 amino acids)
Molecular function (GO): nucleic acid binding; RNA-DNA hybrid ribonuclease activity
Source: RefSeq, a predicted model, not a curated record